This is a messenger RNA of Heterocephalus glaber (naked mole-rat), 4340 nucleotides long. RefSeq names its product neurocan (gene Ncan). Gene Ontology annotation, molecular function: hyaluronic acid binding; calcium ion binding. The record is from RefSeq and is a predicted model, not a curated record. Gene Ontology annotation, cellular component: perineuronal net; synapse. Lineage: Eukaryota; Metazoa; Chordata; Mammalia; Rodentia; Bathyergidae. Gene Ontology annotation, biological process: cell adhesion; glial cell differentiation; central nervous system development.
GCCCGGCGAGCAGAGCGCGGGGCGCAGGCUGGAGCGGCGCGGAGCAGCGGCCGCGUCCUUUGUGCGGCCGCCAGGGAUGCGCCCGAGCUAGGAGCCAGCUGCAGGAUGGAGGCCACAUCUGUCUGGGCCUUGGGCCUCCUGAUGCUACCGAUGCUGCUGGUGGUGGCUGGGGACCAGGGGACACAGGACGCCACCAUGGCCACAGCCGCCGCCCAGAAGGGGCUGCGCCUGCAGAAGGUGGGCUCGGACUCGGUGCGGGCUGCGUUAGCCGAGCUGGUGGCCCUGCCCUGUCUCUUCACCUUGCAGCCGAGGUUGGGGGCUACCCGGGACAGCCCCCGGGUCAAGUGGACCAAGGUGCGGGCUGCGUCGGGUCAGCGACAGGACGCACCCAUCUUGGUGGCCAAGGACAGUGUGGUGCGGGUGGCCAAAGGCUGGCAAGGACGUGUGUCCCUGCCCGCCUACCCCCAUCGUCGUGCCAAUGCCACCCUGCUGCUGGGGCCGCUGAGGGCCAGCGACUCCGGCCUCUACCGCUGCCAGGUGGUGAGGGGCAUCGAGGAUGCGCAGGACCUGGUGCCCCUGGAGGUGACGGGUGUCGUGUUCCACUACCGCGCUGCCCGGGACCGCUACGCCCUGACCUUCGCCGAGGCCCAGGAGGCCUGCAGGCUCAGCUCUGCCACCAUCGCAGCCCCGAGGCACCUGCAGGCUGCCUUCGAGGAUGGCUUUGACAACUGCGACGCGGGCUGGCUCUCUGACCGCACUGUCCGGUACCCCAUCACCCAGUCCCGGCCUGGCUGCUAUGGCGACCGCAGCAGCCUUCCAGGGGUGCGCAGCUAUGGGCGGCGAGACCCCCAGGAACUCUACGACGUGUACUGCUUUGCCCGGGAGCUGGGGGGCGAGGUCUUCUACGUGGGCCCGGCCCGCCGCCUGACCCUGGCGGGCGCGCAUGCCCAGUGUCGCCGCCAGGGCGCCACGCUGGCCUCGGUGGGACAGCUGCACCUGGCCUGGCACGAGGGUCUGGACCAGUGCGACCCGGGCUGGCUGGCCGACGGCAGCGUGCGGUACCCGAUCCAGACGCCGCGCCGGCGCUGCGGGGGCCCAGCCCCGGGGGUACGCACCGUGUACCGCUUCGCCAACCGCACGGGCUUCCCCGCGCCCGCCGCGCGCUUCGACGCCUACUGCUUCCGAGCGCAUCACCCCACGCCACAGCAUGGAGACCCGGAGACCCCCUCCUCUGGGGAUGAGGGGGACAUCCUGUCGGCAGAGGGACCCCCAGGCCAGGACCUGGAGCCCAGCCAGGGGGAGCAGGAGCCGGCCGCCCCUGACGCCCAGGAACCUCUGCUGUCCAGUGGGGACGAAGAGCCCCUGAUCUCGGCACAGGAGCAGGCGUCUCAGAAGACCCCGAGUGCCACUCCCGGCCACCCUGCUGAGGACGCCUGGCUGAGCACAGAGGCCCCCAGCCCCAACAACAGGGGGACAGGCACAGCGGUGACUGCGUCCAUGGAGGUGACCUCCACAGGCCCCACGCCUCGGAGGAGGGGACGCUUCAAAGGGCUGAACGGCCGCCACUUCCAGCAACAGGAGCCCGACACCCGAGAGCUGGAGGGGACCAGCACCCCACUGUUGCCCCUGGAGGCUGCCGGGAACCACGUGGAGCACCUCUCAGUGACAGAGGCCUCCGGGAGCAGCCGGAGUGGGAGUCCCUGGGCCAUUCUGACCAACGAGGUGGACGUACCUGGUGCAGGUCCCCCUGGGGGCAGGAGCCCCCCAGAACCCUGGCUGUGGCCCCCGACUCAGAUCUCACCCAGCACCCCAGUAUCCAGCAGGACCCUGGACCUGAAGCUAGAAGACACUGAAGGCCCUGCUGCACAGCCAGCCACUCCCAGCCCGUCCUGGUCCCCCUCAGAGCCCACAGUCCCAGCCCCUGGUGGCAGGGAGGGCCCCAGCGCUGUGUUCACGUCCCCAGACCUCCCUAUUGUGGCCAUGCUGCGGGGCCCCAAAAUGAGGCUCCUGCCACCCUCUUCACUGAUCCCCACCAAAGCCCUGACCUCUGUCCUCCCCUCUCUAGCCUCAGAGAUUGGGGUGCAUUCCCUGCCCCCCUCCUUGGGCCCGACAGGACAGGGCAGGGAGAUUCCUGCUGUGACAUUGAGCCACCACGGAGCAGGGAGUCCCAGGAUCCCCUCACUGGCGGCCACAGACACCCAAGCUGGAACUAACCCUAGCUCCCCUGGAGCAGACUUUGGAGAAAUUGGGGCACCCAGCCCCGCUGAGCUCAGCAGAGCUGAGUCCCCUAGCCCCAGCCCAGGGGUUUCUGUGGACAGGAAUGUGAUGGUUGAUCUUGUCCCCGUGGAGCAUGUGGGCAUCAGUGGCAUCUUCGGGUCUGGGUCUGGGGUCACUGAAAGCCCCCCUUCCAGCCUGCAGGCCACUGUGCUGCCAGGCACCUGGUCUUCACCGCACAGUGAAAGGUUGGAAGCUAGCCCACCAUCGGUACCUUCAGGGAGCCCUGGGGCCACCCCGAGCUUGGAGCCUUGGGCAGCUGCAGUUGAAGGAGCUACCAUGGCUCCUGUGGAGUCCACAGCCACGCUGGUGCCCAGGGAGGCUGGCAGAGUCUGGGCAUCCGGGCCCUACGAGGCUGGAGGAGCCCAGAGCCCCACCUCUCACCCUGUGGUGACUGUGGACUCAGUCGUGGGGACAUCCUUUGAACCCUUGGGCCAGGUGACCGGGACUGGGGUCUGGGCCAUAUCUGCACCAUCCUCGAGCUCCCAACCCCACCCAGAGGGUCAGCUGGUGGCCAAGGGGACACAGGGACCUCCAGCCUUUCUGGCUCCAGGCGCACCCCUGGGGAAGCCAGCUCCUCCCCCUUGGACCACUGCAGUGUCUGGAGUGGACGAGGCUGCCUCAGUUUCCUCGGGGGAGCCCACCGUGGCAUGGGAUGCCCUCAGCACCCUGCUGCCCAUCCCCCUGGGCACAGAGGAGCCUGAGCUGGAGGUGCUGGCUGGAAGCCCAGGCCUGGAGGGCUUCUGGGAGGAGGCGGCAAGCGGAGAGGAGGCAGCCCUGCCUCGGAGGCCCCAGAAUGGGACAGCGGAGGACGUUCCCUCUGACCCCUGCGAGAACAACCCUUGCUUGCACGGUGGAACCUGUAACACCAAUGGCACUGUUUAUGGCUGCAGCUGUGACCAGGGCUUUGCUGGGGAGAACUGCGAGAUUGACAUCGAUGACUGUGUCUGCAGCCCCUGUGAGAACGGAGGGACCUGUAUUGAUGAGGUCAAUGGCUUUGUCUGCCUUUGCCUCCCCAGCUAUGGGGGCAGCCUGUGUGAGAAAGACACGGAAGGCUGUGACCGCGGCUGGCACAAGUUCCAGGGCCACUGCUACCGCUAUUUCGCCCACCGGCGGGCAUGGGAGGAGGCAGAGAGGGAUUGUCGCCGCCGCGCCGGCCACCUGACCAGCGUCCACUCCCUGGAGGAGCACAACUUCAUUAACAGCUUCGGCCAGGAGAACGCGUGGAUCGGCCUGAACGACAGAAUCGUGGAGCGAGACUUCCAGUGGACGGACAACACGGGGCUGCAAUAUGAGAACUGGCGGGAGAAGCAGCCAGACAACUUCUUCGCGGGAGGGGAGGACUGCGUGGUGAUGGUAGCACACGAGAGUGGGCGUUGGAACGACGUUCCCUGCAACUACAACCUCCCCUACGUGUGCAAGAAGGACACAGUGCUGUGUGGCCCCCCUCCAGCCGUGGAGAAUGCCUCGCUCGUUGGAGCCCGCAAGGCCAAGUACAAUGUCCACGCCACCGUACGCUACCAGUGUGACGAAGGCUUUGCCCAGCAUCAUGUGGCCACCAUCCGGUGCCGGAGCAACGGCAGGUGGGACCGGCCCCAGAUCGUCUGCACCAAGCCCAGACGGUCCCAUCGGAUGCGGAGACACCGGCGGCAUCACCAGCACCACCACCAGCAUCACCACCACAAAUCGCACAAGGAGCGCAGAAAACACAAGAAACACCCUGCAGAGGACUGGGAGAAGGACAAGGCUGAUUUCUGCUGAAGAAGCAGGCAAAAGAAAGCACAGCCCCUUCCAUGCCUGGGAGACACCACCCAGAGAAAAACAAGAGGGUCUGGAAGUCCCUGAGCCCCACAUCGCACCUCUCACGUAACCCUUUGUACAAAGCUCCCGUCCUCCCUCUCUUACACGAGGCCCUCUUGGCAGGUGUAGCCAUGUGUCUGAAAAGUCCGUGCCCAUCAGGGUGGCCAAGGGAAGCGCUGUUCUCCAGGAUCAUUCUCUGCACUGGUUUGAUCUGUUGGCCAGGCUGAUGGGCAUUUGUUAAAAUAAGACUUUGAUGUAUGUUUGGA